UGUUAAACCACACUAUUGUUGUAGAUAACGAUCAUUAUUUUUUUGUAUCAUAAUUUUUCUCUCGGUUAUACGAUGGGAUUUUCUAGACUUUUUGUAUGCUUUAGGAAGCCUAAAACCACCUACAGUUCCAAAAUGAUCAAGCUUAAAUCCUUAAGAGAUGGACUUCUGGAGAAAAGAGAGUCGCUCCAGGAUCGAUUAUCAAAAUUCAAUGAUAUGUGUCUAAAAUACGUUAAAGAAAACGAUAGAACCAACGCGCUCUUUGUUCUUAAGAGAAAAGCUCUGGUUUCAAAGCAACUUUCAAUCCUCGAUGAACUAUGCUUCAAAAUAUUACAACUCAUUUCCGAUACUGAAUCCGCAAAUUUCCAAGUUGAGUCAAUUCGUAAUUUGGAGAUUGGCAAUAAAUUACUUUCUGAAAUAAGUAAGGAGUUGAAUAGGAAAGACUUCGACUCGUUUAUGGAGUCUGAUAAGCGUAAUUUGGAAGAAAUUUCUGAGAGAUUGGGCAUGAUAACUCGUAGUUACGAGAUCGAUGAUCUUGAACUUGUCCAGGAGCUCGACUUUCUCACUAAUGACAUGAACUCAAUGAACUUUGAUCAUAACUACCCUCAAAUUAAUGAAGAUGACCAACAAAGCUUCGAUUUGGACCUCAGUAAACUAAAGUCUGUUUCCAGCGAAAACACCUACACUAACAGGGAUUUCUUCACCUCCAAACCUACACAAAUUAUGGCCUGAUCUUUUUAAUUUAACAUUAAAAUGAUUUUUAUUGUGUUAAUUAUUAAUUUAAUUGCUCCAGUUU
Messenger RNA from Theileria parva strain Muguga, 793 nucleotides. Its product is annotated as Snf7 family protein. Lineage: Eukaryota; Apicomplexa; Aconoidasida; Piroplasmida; Theileriidae. The transcript is spliced from 3 exons. Gene Ontology annotation, biological process: vacuolar transport. The record is from RefSeq and is a predicted model, not a curated record. The coding region runs from base 73 to 729 and encodes 218 amino acids.